UUGUUCCUAUAUGGCGUGCACAGAACGCAGAGGCGCAUCUUAGCCAUUUCGUGCGCAAUAGGUUCUCUAAUAAUCACAUACAAAUACCAAAUACCAACAUCCUUUCCCUCUUCUCAGAGCUCUGAUCAAACAUUCUCUCUCUCUCUCUCUCUCUCUGCCCUAAAGGGAGCCUUUGGAGGUUAUUUACUGGUGUGCAAAUCUAUCAGCAGUGAAAAUGUAUUUUGAUGGAUAUGGGUAUCAUGGGACGUCAUUCGAGCAGACAUAUCGAUGUUAUCCUGCAUCAUUUAUUGAAAAGCCACAACUUGAAAGUGGUGAUAAAAUUAUAAUGCCUCCCUCAGCCCUUGACCGCCUUGCAUCGCUACACAUUGAUUAUCCAAUGUUGUUUGAGCUUCGUAAUGACGCUGCUGAGCGGGUCUCUCAUUGUGGGGUGUUGGAGUUCAUCGCAGAAGAAGGCAUGAUCUACAUGCCUUAUUGGAUGAUGGAGAAUAUGCUCUUGCAAGAGGGGGACAUUGUGCGACUGAAAAAUGUGACUCUUCCAAAGGGAACAUAUGUUAAACUUCAACCCCAUACAAAGGACUUUUUAGACAUCUCAAAUCCAAAAGCUAUCUUGGAGACGACACUAAGGAAUUUUUCCUGCUUGACCAUUGGGGAUAGUAUUAUGGUAGCAUACAACAACAAGAAGUAUUAUAUAGAUAUCAUUGAAUCAAAGCCUUCUAAUGCAAUAAGUAUAAUUGAGACAGACUGUGAGGUGGACUUUGCACCUCCUCUUGAUUACAAGGAACCUGAAAGGCCUGUGGCACCUGUUCCUCUUAACAAGGCAACAGCUCAAGUUGAAGAGGACCCUGCUGCGACUGAACCAAAAUUCAACCCUUUUACUGGAGCUGGAAGGCGCUUGGAUGGUAAGCCUUUGAAGUAUGAGCCAGCAUCAGCUUCCUCAUCAGGGUCCAAAGACAAGAAACCUGUGGCCACCAAUGGAACUGCACCACCUUCUGCAGGAUCUAGUUCACAAACUGCCAAUCGUCAGGCUCAGGGAAAGCUUGUUUUUGGAGCAAAUGCCAGCCGUAUUCCAAAGGAGACACCAAAGAAGGAAGCUACAAAAGACGCUAAACAAGAGCAGCAACCUGAAAAGAAAGAAGAUCCCAAGUUCCAGCCAUUUACCGGGAAAAAGUACUCGCUUAGGGGUUGAUUGAACUCUGAAAUCACCGUCUCUUUUUAACUUAUGUUGCUCCUGCUAUCUGACCUCUGGUGCAGAUAGUAGAAGAUUCUAAACUGAUCUCAAAUGUUGUAAUAUUGAAUGAAACACUACACUUGCUGAAACUGAGGAUAGAAAUACAACUUAUGUUUGUGAAGCAUCUGUUUUCCUUUUGGCACCCUGGAUCCUUUGCCUAUGUCAUUAUUACAGUGUUGAACUUGAGCUGUUUGAGCUCAUUCUGGUGUACCG
Molecule: messenger RNA, 1441 nt
Organism: Rosa chinensis
Lineage: Eukaryota; Viridiplantae; Streptophyta; Magnoliopsida; Rosales; Rosaceae
Product: ubiquitin recognition factor in ER-associated degradation protein 1
Exons: 10
Coding region: 215-1186 (323 amino acids)
Cellular component (GO): VCP-NPL4-UFD1 AAA ATPase complex
Molecular function (GO): polyubiquitin modification-dependent protein binding
Source: RefSeq, a predicted model, not a curated record